Phytophthora infestans T30-4 is the source of this 903-nucleotide messenger RNA. RefSeq names its product tRNA pseudouridine synthase A, putative. The coding region runs from base 1 to 903 and encodes 300 amino acids. Gene Ontology annotation, molecular function: RNA binding; pseudouridine synthase activity. Lineage: Eukaryota; Oomycota; Peronosporomycetes; Peronosporales; Peronosporaceae. The transcript has a single exon. The record is from RefSeq and is a predicted model, not a curated record. Gene Ontology annotation, biological process: tRNA pseudouridine synthesis.
AUGAGUGGAGCUGUUGGCUUCAAGCAUCCGGCAAAGCUCCGCAUUCCUCGCAGCGCCUUCCUGCCUGUUGACGUCGCUGCUCCUUGGGUCCGUCGUCGCUGUGUAGUGGAAUAUGACGGCGCCGCCUUCUUUGGAUCCCAAGCACAGGAUCAGCCCGGCGCCCUGCGAACUGUGCAGGAAGUCAUCGAGGACGCGUUAUUCCGUACCACCGGCGAGAAGGGCCUGCCCAGACUGCGCUUCGCCUCGCGCACCGACACGGGCGUUCAUGCUCUGGGUCAGGUGAUGGUGUUUGUCAGUCAAUGCAUCGAGUCCGAUCGCGUCUUCCGCGACGCCCUCAACACGCGCCUACCUGAUGACGUCUUGUGUCAUAGUAUGACCACUAUGACUGAGGCCGAGGCCGACUUCGACCCGCGCAGCGACACCAAGCGGAAACGCUACGAGUACGAGCUGAUCGUGGGUGGUCUGCGUCCUGUCGCCCACCGUCGCAAUGUGUGGUACGUUCACAAGCCACUGGAUGUAGCCAAGAUGCAGGAAGCGAUCGACCACUUGAUGACGCCUCCAACAACAAAAGACUUUUCAGCCUUCACGCCCCAGAAAGCGGUGGACAGAGAGCGAGGCAACAUCUGCACGAUCUCAACGAUUGAGCUUCAUUCGACCAUGAUGGACGACAGAGGAGACGCCCAGUACCGAGAGGAUGUAGCCACGAGGAUACGUCUGGUCUUUGAGGGCAACCGGUUCAGGUACAAGAUGGUGCGGAUCUUGGUGGGUACCCUCGUCGAUAUUGGCUUGGGAAGAUUGAAACCCGAUGACAUUCCAGUGAUCUUAGCAUCUCAAAACCGAGGGAAAGCUGGACAGGGCGCUCCGUCGCAAGGACUUACUUUGAUAUGGGUCAAGUACGACUAA